GGCGUUGGCACCGCUCGCUGCGGAAGUCAGACGCUCAACUGUCAGGUGUUCGUCUCGCUGAUCGCAGUCGGUCUCUUCCAGCGUCAGUCCGGACGACCAGCAGCUCGGCAGCGCUAUGGCGGCGUUCAGCACUUCAUCCAGCAGACCCUACCACAUCAUCAUCUUUGGCGCUUCUGGUUUCACGGGACAGUUUGUGGUGGAGGAGGUGGCCCGCACCGCGUCCGAGGGUCCCAAGGGGAAUUUGAAGUGGGCCGUAGCCGGCAGGAACAGAACCAAGCUGGAGAAAGUUGUGGAGCAGGCCGCCGAAGCUCUCAGUAAGCCGGAGCUGAAGUCUGAGGUAGAUAUUCUCGUCGCAGAUGUCAGCGAUCCAGAUUCAUUGGCUGUCAUGUGCAAACAGGCUGUUAUUGUGCUCAGCUGUGUGGGGCCUUACAGAUUUUUUGGUGAACCUGUUGUCCAAUCUUGUGUGGAGAACGGAACACACUGCAUUGAUAUCUCUGGAGAACCACAGUUCCUGGAGCGUAUGCAGCUAAACUACCAUGACCAGGCUGCUGAAAAGGGCGUCUACAUUGUGGGAAGCUGUGGUUUUGAUUCCAUUCCUGCAGAUAUGGGUGUCAUUUACACCAGGGACCAGUUUAAAGGGACACUAACAGCCAUUGAGAGCUUUUUGACUGUGAGUGCAGGGACAGAGGGAGGCUGCAUCCAUGAUGGCACCUGGCAGUCGGCUAUCUAUGGGUUAGCCGACGGCAACAAUUUAAUUUCUAUUUACAGGGGCACACUGUUUUAUAGUAACGAGUUGCAACAAUAUGCAAUUCCCUUCAUGGGUUCCGACCCAUCAGUGGUUAAAAGGACCCAGCGCUACUUAAAUGAAGAACUCACUGAGUCUCCGGUUCAGUACGGGGCGUAUGUUGGUGUCGGCGGUAUUUCCAACAUUUUCAAACUUGUCUUCGCUGGAUUGAUGUUCUUUUUCCUUGUAAAGUUCAGCUUUGGCAGAAAUCUGCUCAUUAAGUUUCCGGAGUUUUUCUCAUUUGGUUUCUUCUCCAAAGAAGGUCCAACUAGGAAACAGAUGGAGGGCUCCUCUUUCCGUUUCAUCUUUCAUGGAGAGGGUUACACUGAAGGUUCAGACCCCAGUGAGGGCAAACCCAACGGCAAGAUCCGCACUCUGGUCAAAGGACCAGAGGCAGGAUACGUCGCCACACCAAUUGCUAUGGUUCAGGCGGCCCUUACCAUGUUGAACGAAUCCGAUUCUCUUCCAAAAACUGGCGGUGUUUACACUCCAGGAGCGACAUUCGCCAAGACCACCAUCGUCGACCGCCUCAACAAACAUGGCAUUCAGUUCUCUGUCCUUUAAGUGAGAGAUUAAACAGGGCUUAACCGGCUUGGCUUUUGCAUCAGUCUUGUGAAGCACCUAUUCAUUUGCUUGCUUGAGCAUAGAGAUUCUUGUUGCUAUGUAAAGCUUCCUAACGGUGUUGCUGUUUUCCGGUUUAGUGUCCUCGUUUGUGCACGGUACACUGGGACGGGUUUGUUAGCAUGCACUCUGCUCAAAUGGCUGUGAAAUCUGCACUAUGAUUGUGG
Messenger RNA from Sinocyclocheilus grahami, 1572 nucleotides. RefSeq names its product saccharopine dehydrogenase a, tandem duplicate 1 (gene sccpdha.1). Lineage: Eukaryota; Metazoa; Chordata; Actinopteri; Cypriniformes; Cyprinidae. The record is from RefSeq and is a predicted model, not a curated record. Gene Ontology annotation, biological process: glycolipid biosynthetic process. Gene Ontology annotation, cellular component: plasma membrane; lipid droplet; mitochondrion.